Molecule: messenger RNA, 776 nt
Organism: Xyrauchen texanus (razorback sucker)
Lineage: Eukaryota; Metazoa; Chordata; Actinopteri; Cypriniformes; Catostomidae
Gene: dtymk
Product: deoxythymidylate kinase (thymidylate kinase)
Exons: 5
Coding region: 100-738 (212 amino acids)
Biological process (GO): dTDP biosynthetic process; dUDP biosynthetic process; dTTP biosynthetic process
Cellular component (GO): cytoplasm; cytosol; mitochondrion
Molecular function (GO): dTMP kinase activity; ATP binding
Source: RefSeq, a predicted model, not a curated record
AAGACAUGACCGCUUGAACACGACUUGCUAUCGUUUAUCUCUAUCGUUUACCUAGGGUUUUAAAGUGUUGUUUUGUUGUAUAUUUGUUUUUUAAGAGCGAUGUCUUGCAGAAGAGGAGCUUUGAUUGCGCUGGAGGGAGUAGACAGAGCCGGGAAAAGCACACAGUGUCACAAACUCGUGGAGGCGUUACAGCAGAGUGGACGAGCCGCAGAAAUUAUGCGCUUUCCCGACAGAACCACUAAGAUUGGCCAGCUCAUCAGUUCAUACCUGGAGAAGAAGAGUAAUCUGGAGGAUCACACGGUCCACCUGCUUUUUUCAGCAAACCGCUGGGAAAUGGUGCCCAUGAUGAAACAGAAGUUGGAGCAAGGCAUUAAUCUAGUGGUGGACCGUUAUGCAUUUUCAGGAGUCGCUUUCACUAGUGCCAAGCCUGGCUUCUCUUUGGACUGGUGCAUGCAGCCAGACGUGGGACUUCCAAAGCCAGAUCUGGUAAUGUUUUUGCAGCUAAAUCCUAAUGUUGCAGCAAACCGUGGAGAAUAUGGAAUUGAACGGUAUGAAACAAGCACUUUCCAACGCACAGUUCAGCAGAGGUUUGAAGAGCUCAUGAAAGAUCAGUCAGUCAACUGGAAGGUGAUUGAUGCUGCUAGGACCAUAGAGGAGGUGCACAAAGAUAUUAAGCUUUUGAGUGAGGAUAUCAUCAGAUUAUCUGAAAAUCAGCUGAUCAGGGAUCUGUGGAGAUGAACAAACCUCCACUUGCUAUGGAGAAGCUUUUCAUAUAG